This is a messenger RNA of Stylophora pistillata, 2779 nucleotides long. RefSeq names its product CYFIP-related Rac1 interactor B. Gene Ontology annotation, molecular function: small GTPase binding. The record is from RefSeq and is a predicted model, not a curated record. NCBI's taxonomy places the organism in Eukaryota, Metazoa, Cnidaria, Anthozoa, Scleractinia, Pocilloporidae. Gene Ontology annotation, biological process: regulation of actin filament polymerization.
UGUGCCAUUCACUACCCUUGAGGCAUCAUAGAGCAACAAGGAAGAGUUCAAACCAGCAGUCCUUUCCGCCGACUUCCAAGAAAGGAAAGUGCUUUUUUUUGUUGCUUUUGUGAACGUUUCUUUAACUUUGGCGGCGAAAGAGAGGUUUAAAUCGCAUUUUGUACGAGUUAGGGACCCUCUGUUCCCUGACAAGUUGUGGUUGUCCGUUUCCUUUUCCGGUUGGGGUGAGCUGUAGUUGAUGACGAACAUCCUGUUAUGGGGAAUCUCCUCAAGCUCCUAACAAAAGAAGAAAAUGAUGGCUGUGGUAGUAAAAUUGACAUAUUCUUGGAUUUUGAAAAUGCUACCCCUACAGAAUCAGAAAAAGAAGUGUUUGAUGUAGUUCACAGUGUGCUAGAUGUUGCGCCUCAAAUUCUGCAGGAGUUACAGGGUUACCCAGGGGCUGGAGAAGAAAUAAGACAAGCAAUUUCCAAUGCCCUCAAUGAAGAGCUCCAAGAGGUUGCAUGGAGAGCAGUGGUGCCACUUGUUGGAAAACUUAAGACAUUUUACGAAUUUGCCUUAGAACUUGAGGCAGUUCUUCCCCAGCUUCUUUAUGCUCUAUGUUCUGGACCAGAGACUCCCAUUGAACAUCUAGAACGGCAACAGGCCCUAGCAAAACAGUUUGCUGAAAUUCUCCACUUCACACUAAAAUUCGAUGACUUAAAGAUGACAAAUCCAGCCAUUCAAAAUGACUUUAGUUACUACAGAAGAACACUGAGUAGAAGGAAAAUGGCAAAUGCGGAUGAUGAUAAUGAAGGAGUUCAAGUGACCAAUGAAAUGGCAAACAGAAUGUCUUUAUUUUAUGCUUACCCCACACCACUUUUGAAAAUUCUUAGUGAUGCUACCUCAAAGUUUGUGACAGAGAACAAAAGCCUUCCAAUAGAAAAUACAACAGACUGCCUUAGCACAUUAGCGAAUUUAUGCAGAACUAUGAUAGAGAAUCCGGAUUUUUCUGCUAGAGUUGCAAACCAGGAAACAUAUCUUUUUUGUCUCCGUGUCAUGGUUGGUCUUAUAAUUCUCUAUGAUCAUGUACAUCCAGUAGGAGCUUUCGCCAAAACAUCAAAUAUAGAUAUAAAAGCGUCGAUAAAAGUGUUAAAGGAUCAACCUCAAGGAACCGUAGAUGGCCUUCUAAAUGCUUUGAGGUAUAGCACAAAACACUUAAACGACGAAACGACGCCCAAGACUAUCAGAGGUCUCCUCGUUUAAAAACGUAUUACCACAAGGAAACACAAGGUGCAUUCAACCGUUAGGGACAUCCGAUGGAAGUUCAAAUUCUACUAAUACCAUAAAUUAUUCAGGGAAAAUGGAAUAGUUGUGGAACUUUGAAGGUUCAUGAGCACUGCUGUACUGUAUACGGGAAUGUAAAGUAAGAGUAAUUCCGACCGCCAGCCUUUUUAUAAUAAGGGACUUAACAUUUCUUGAUAAUUAAAACAAACUGGGAGGAAAAACUAUUGAGAGUGAAAUUAGAGCGCAUUUCGUUUGAGUGUCCUAAAACCAAAACUACUCAGCCAAUCACAACUAUGGAGAAUAUCACAUGUAGCCAAUGAGAAGUAAAGUUAAAACAAGCAAACUGCCUGAAGCGCGGGAAAGCGUUAGUGGUGAAGUCGUGAUUUGUUUUAGUUUGUUUUUCAUUAGUUGAGAGGGUGUGGCCAGUAUUCUCGACCAAUCACCUUUUUCUAGUAAGGCAAACCAGGAUUACUUUCACACACUCGAGUGAAAAUUGCUCUAAAUUAGAAAUGAGGUAGCUUGUAGAGCUGGGGAAGAAGAUGAACCAAUCUGUCCCCUUGUAUUUUCCCAUUGCACGAGUCUAGACUCUCACAGGUGUACAUCCAGGUACCUUUAGAUUCUCAUGAGAUACGUCACAUGUAAGAUGUCACGAUACGUCGCGUUGCUUUUCUUUUUGGGAGAUCGGUCGGUAAUUUUGGAGAAGUAAAGAGCAGAGCAGUAUUUAAGAAGAAAUCUUUUCACUCCCUGAUAUUUUGAUAUUACUGUCUUCCUCGUUUUCCUUGCCACUUCUCUCAGUGUUAUCAAACCAACAGGCAUUGAGAUAUUGGAAAACUUUAACUUUGGGAAACAGCCCUGGUGUAACACUAAAUGCUCAGAACUAACAUACUUAGAAAUCUGUGAACGGAGUAAAGGAAGUAGAAAUUGGAUCUUGGGAGCGGAACACAGAAAUUCAUUUGAAAGUUCACGACUUUAUGUAGUGAAGAAGGUGUUGCUUCGUAAUUGUUCAUAACUUUCAGUUUCAGGCCUCGCUAAGUUCCUGUCUUAAGUUGUGGCCUCGUGUAAGAUGACCCGAAAUAUUCAUGGUAGAGGAAAUUAGCGGUAUUUAAGUAUUGCCACCCACAUGCCCUUUGUUUAUAGCUCGUAUCGUUUGUGUAAGAAUAAAUUACAGCUGGUAAAUGGGAAGAGUUUCGGCUUUCAAUUGACUUGUAAAUCAUCAUUGCGAAUUGUGUCUUAUUCGCGGCGUGUAAACUUUUGUUUUAAUUAUUAAUUAAAGUAGCACUCCCACAGCUUUUUUAAAAUGAUUUGGAUCAAUGUCUGUAUUUGAGAAGCUACGCACAUACCCCUCCCCUCCCCUUAACCCAGCAUUAACCCCUAACUUGUUGUCAGUUGGGUUGAGGGGGAGGAGGGGCAGGUAUGCAUUUGCUCAGAUAGUGGCUUUGAUUUCAAGGAACACUAAGUUCUCAACAACCAAACCUAAUUAUAAUGUUUUGAGAUUCAUUAAAACAAAGUUAAUUUG